Eptesicus fuscus (big brown bat) is the source of this 489-nucleotide messenger RNA. It is a transcript of the gene GSG1L2, whose product is annotated as GSG1 like 2. The record is from RefSeq and is a predicted model, not a curated record. NCBI's taxonomy places the organism in Eukaryota, Metazoa, Chordata, Mammalia, Chiroptera, Vespertilionidae.
AUGGACCGUGAGGACAUUAUCCUAACCACAGACAGGGCCCGGGGGCAGCAGGCACUGGCCCUCCUCCCCAUCUGCCUGGCCCUGGCCUUCUCCCUUACCGCCCUGGGCAGCAGGCACUGGUGCGAGGGGACCCGAAGGGUGGCAUAGCCGCUGUGCCAGGACCACGCAGGAGGGCGCUGCAUUCAUUUCAGCAGGGGCAGGGGGGACAAUGAGAGCCGGGCAGUGCAGUACAUUUGGGAGACAGAGGAUGAUGACAAGUUCACGGAGCACAGGCUGCACACAGGACUCUGGCAGUCCUGCGAGGAGGGCCUCGGCUGCGCAGCAGGGGCACAGAACGGCAGCUGGCACUCUCAACACACCUUCCCGGAACCCGAGGCUUGGGAAAAUGUUUGGGAAGAGGAAGCUGCUCCCAGCCUUGUGGGGCAUGCCCUGGUGAGGUUCUCUGAGCACCUGCCCCCAGGUGCCCCAGGCAAGGUGUCCGCACGCUAG